GUGCACGUGUAGGCUCUGCUAUUUGUCGAGUAUAUAGCCAGGAUGUCCAAUAGGGGACAAAAAGUAGUUGUGGAGUCAUUCCAUUGGAAAUCGCCAUACUGAGUUUCUGAAAUUAACCAUUGCGGCGCAGGCGUAAUCGAACCAAAUGAUGCACAUUGUUCGACCUUCUUAGGAAAACUUAUUGCUCUAUGGUUGAAAUAAAAGUGGUUUAGAGUUGUUAGAAUCUAACCUUAAAAGACAAAGCGUUAAUUUGUUAAUUGUACUGCAGUUGAUAAAAUUAUUUAAAGCAUGGCGUCGUCAAGGGAAAGACGCUUCAAUGCCGGAAAUAAAAUGGCUAAAUUGUUAAACGAGGAGGAGGACGAUGACUUUUACAAAACUACCUAUGGCGGUUUUGAAGAAGUGGAACAAGAUAAUGAUUAUAUGGAGGAAGACGAAGGCGAGGAUGAAGUAGAUUCAGACUUUAGUAUCGAUGAGAACGACGAGCCUGUUUCUGAUCCUGAACAAGAAGGACCUAAAAAGAAACGCAGACUCAUAACAAAGGCAUAUAAGGAACCUAAAGUUAUUUCUACACAACCGCAAUCCACUCCAAAAGAAAGAAAAAAGAAGAUUCCAAGACAAGGGAGAUUUUCAUUUGAUAAUACUGAAAGAAAAUCAAUUCGUCGCUCAACAGCUGCAAAAUCUGCUGCAACACAGAAGAGAUUAAGAGAAAGAAACGAAGAUCAAAAGAAGAAGGUAAAGAUUGUGAGACACGAUACAUGGAAACCAACACAACAGGAACUUUUGGAAGAAGCUCUAUUAACCGAGGAAAUUAAUCUUAAAUCGUUAGAAAAAUAUCAAAAGUUGGAAAAUGAAAAGAAAAACACGAGAACAGUAAGAAAAACUCAAGUUGGUCCCAUGAUACGAUAUCAAUCCUUGUCGAUGCCCGUGAUGCUUCUGUCUGAAUCGCCAUUAGAAAAGGAAGAAGAAAAAAUUAAUGUAGAAGGCGACGACGAGAAAAGUGCCGUACCGACAUCGGAUCCUUCUCAAGUAGAACCUUUAGCAUCAGAAAGUGAUUCGAUCGAGAAAAAACCGGAGUCCCAGGAGGAUGCAGGUCUUAGCGUACAAGAAACCGGUUCAUUUUAUGAGAGGACAUUUAUCACCUUUGAGAAUGAACAAUUGUUUAAUGCGGCUUUUAAGAAGUCAGCCGUACCUAGACCUCCGCUGAAGGCCCUUUGCGCUAUCACACGGCUGCCCGCAAGAUACCUCGACCCCAUAACACAACAGCCUUACAGAAAUAUACAGACAUUUCGACUUUUACGAGACGCGUAUUAUCAACAACUGGAAGCGCGCACUGACACCAAUGACGCAACGCAAAAUCCAGAAUUGUUGCGAUGGCUUGAAUGGAGGCAGAAAUGUCAACGAGCUGGAGCGCAGAGAAAUACCGUUCGCCUUGAGCCAGCAUCGGUAUCCGCAGCUUCUUAGCUUUAUCUUCUCGUGAAUAAUACGUCAAAUCUUAUUCCGAUUGUUAUGCCGAAAUAACGUGCGCCGCGAAUAAAAUCAGAACAAAUUGUGUCGUACGACUCGGAGAAGGCCAUCGCGUCGAUAUGGUCAUCUUUUGGCUGUAUAUUUUAUAAAACACGACAAAAGAUUAAUGCAUUUAACUGCACGAGCAAGACCUUCAAAAGUCGUAACUUUUGGAUGGACUCCAAAUACAGGACUUUUAUCAUUGUCAGUCCAAAUAAUGAACGUCACUGACUUUCCUAUUAUAAUCUUAAUGCUAGAACAGUAAGUCGUUAGGUAUCGCUGUGUAAUUUCGAGGAACCGCCAAUUUGGCACUGGUCCUAGCUGAGGCCACGAGGUCAGCUUAGAAAAGAUUUAUUAUGUAGAAAAUUUAUUCGCAGUACGCAGAAAACUACUGCUCAAAAUUAUACUAAGAAUAAAUGAUCAUUUAAUAUUUUAA
Cephus cinctus (wheat stem sawfly) is the source of this 1939-nucleotide messenger RNA. It is a transcript of the gene YL-1, whose product is annotated as vacuolar protein sorting-associated protein 72 homolog. Gene Ontology annotation, cellular component: nucleus. Gene Ontology annotation, molecular function: ATP-dependent H2AZ histone chaperone activity. The transcript has 7 exons. Gene Ontology annotation, biological process: chromatin remodeling; regulation of DNA-templated transcription. The record is from RefSeq and is a predicted model, not a curated record. Lineage: Eukaryota; Metazoa; Arthropoda; Insecta; Hymenoptera; Cephidae. Bases 289 to 1461 code for a protein of 390 amino acids.